Erpetoichthys calabaricus (reedfish) is the source of this 12944-nucleotide messenger RNA. RefSeq names its product piggyBac transposable element derived 5 (gene pgbd5). The transcript has 8 exons. The coding region runs from base 309 to 1868 and encodes 519 amino acids. The record is from RefSeq and is a predicted model, not a curated record. Gene Ontology annotation, biological process: non-replicative DNA transposition. Lineage: Eukaryota; Metazoa; Chordata; Cladistia; Polypteriformes; Polypteridae. Gene Ontology annotation, molecular function: transposase activity. Gene Ontology annotation, cellular component: nucleus.
CUGUGGAUUUAUCAGAGUCUGUUGGAGCUGUCUUGCACCAAACCCGGAUGUGGGGCUAAGUGAUAAAUAUUGAUUAUUUCCCCCAUCUCGUUACCGUGGGCGGUGCGGGGCUCAGUUCAGCACCACAACGAGAGACAGCUCCGCAGGAAAGCUUGUCACGCUAGGGGCUGCCUUCCCUUCUGCGUAGGCGAAUGCACAUAGCGUGGCACCCUUUCCUUGAGAUUAGGAACACCUGACAGAGAUUUUGACGUUAUCGUGGAAGAUUUCCUGGGACAGCCAAGGCGUGCACCUCUCUGUGCUGGAUAGCGAUGGCGGAGUGCGGGCGAAAGGCGCUGUCCCUGCUGGAGGCGGCCCGUUCUCGGUAUGAGAGCUUACAGAUUUCCGACGAUGUUUUUGGAGAGUCGGGAGAUGACAGUAGCGAGAACCCAUUUUACAGCACCUCAGCCGAUUCGAACUCCGAGAACUACACGUCGGAAAGCUACAGCGAUGAACAGCGGGCUGGAGACUUCAGCAGUAACCAGCCCGGCUGCCCGACCGGUUCGAUGUCAAACUGCCAGGCGGAAGAUGAAGGCUGGAGCGACAACUUGCGAGAAAUUACUGUUCGUCCUUACAGUGAAACCAGCGGACCAUGCCAAAAAAUGCCAGCUACUGCAAGUGCCAUUGAUUUUUUUCAACUGUUUGUUCCAGACAAUGUCAUACAGAAUAUGGUUACUCAAACAAACAUGUAUGCAAAGAAAUACCAGGAGAGGUUUGGAAAAGACGAAGGCUGGAGCAAUGUCACAUUGUCAGAAAUGAAAGCGUUUCUAGGCUAUGUUACAUCCACAAGUAUUCACCACUGCGAGUCUGUGCUCAGCAUUUGGAGUAGUGGAUUUUAUAGCAACAAGAGCAUAGCAUUAAUCAUGACCCAAAGCAGAUUUGAAAAGAUCCUGAAAUACUUCCAUAUUGUUGCAUUCCGAUCCAGCCAGACGACCCAUGGGCUUUAUAAGAUUCAACCAUUUUUGGAUUCACUUCAGCAGUCUUUUGAAUCCACAUUUAGGCCUUCACAAACCCAGGUGCUACAUGAACCAUUGAUUGAUGAGGAUCCAGUUUUCAUUACAACAUGUACAGAGCGAGAAUUGAGGAAAAGGAAAAAGAGGAAAUUUAGUCUGUGGGUACGGCAGUGCACGGCGACAGGCUUUAUUUGUCAGAUUUACGUGCACCUGAAAGAGGGAACCAACAUUGAUGCAGUUGAUGCAUUAAAGAACAAACCUCAGCUUCACAGCUUUGUAGCAAAACAGCUUUGCCAGAGCAUUUCUGGAAAGAAUGCUGUCAUAUUUACGGGUCCCAGUAUCACCAGCCUCAACUUGUUUGAAGAGUUUGAGAAGCAAGAAAUAUACUGCUGUGGAUUGCUCAGUACUAGAAAAAGUGACUGCACAGGCCUCCCUCCAUCAAUGUUAACCAACCCUGAUGUGCCACAAGUGAGAGGGCAAUACAAGACUAAAAUGAAAGGGAGCAUGUCCCUAAUUUGUUGGUAUAACAAAGGUUAUUUUCGUUUUCUCACCAAUGCCUAUUCUCCAAAAAAACAAGGAGUUAUCAUCAAGAGAAAAAGUGGAGAGAUUCCCUGCCCUCUUGCCGUUGAAGCCUUUGCAGCACAUCUCAGUUAUAUCUGCAAGUACGAUGAUAAAUACAGCAAAUAUUUCAUUUUCCACAAACCGAACAAGACUUGGCAACAGGUAUUCUGGUUGACAAUAAGCAUAGCUAUUAAUAAUGCCUACAUCUUGUAUAAGAUGUCAGAUGCCUACCAUGUGAAGCGUUACAGCAGAGCCCAGUUCGGUGAACGACUAGUAAGAGAACUUCUUGGCCUGGAGGACUGCUCUCCCACUCAGUGAAGAGCUGCUAGGAACUUAAAGGAUUUGUUUAUGAGAUUACUAGAUUUCUUUAAAAGCUCUGGAAAACUGUAUAUAACUUGAAGGUUGGCACUACACGGACCAAAAUUAAGGUGUUCUAAGUAAAGAAUGCAGUUCUUCCAAGUGUGAUAACAUUUCUAUUAAGCUGGAUGCAAGACAAGUACUGUACUUUGCCCUGUCCACUCAACACAAAUAUAGUCUACUGUAUGUCUUGUUGCAUGGCAAAAAGAAAAUUCUAGAAAUAUCCUAUUUUUUAUAUGCUUUUUUAAAAAUACUUUACUUUUCUCUGUUAUUAUUUGUCCUAAACAUAGGCAAGACUUUUGUUUCCUGUAAUUUCUCAUAAUAAAAGAUAAAAUUAGUACAGUUUAAGACGUUCUCAGACCUGGUCUCGGUGAGUACCUGUCCAGAAAAGCCCAUAAUGGUCAUCCUAAAUGAAGUGGUUAUUCAUUGUUUAGGCUAGCAGCACACUCAAAGAAGAAUAUUUAAAUAUCUUUUUAUCAAGUGGAAAAUAAGUUUUCACCUCUAGUUAAGCACACCAUUUAAAAUAUCAUAUAAAAUUAUAAAAAUAUCUAAUUGUAUCUAUAAGAGGGUGCUCACUCUCUGGACAUUCAGUUCAUUUAACUAGUAAUCAGAUAAAAAGAAAGUAAAACGCUAUACAAUUGUCCAUUGGCCUAGUUUCAAUGCUGAAGGAAAGUAUAACACUAGGAAAAAACUUUUACUGUUCAUGGUUAAUCAAUAAGUAAAGCUGAAAGGAGAUCAUGGAGAAACAGCAGAACUCAGUAGGCUCCAGGUAAGACAAGAGUUAGGGCAUUUUCUUUGUAAAGUACUUCUUUUCUGUCUUUUGUGCGCUGGCACAUUUUCCACUUUUUUAGGAUUGUCUUACGCUCUGUUUUAUAGUUUUCAGAGAUCUUUAAGACUGAUUCAGCCAGUCAGAUACAGACACACUUUAAAAUUAACUUACAUGAUUUUUUUUUUCCUAUUAGAAAGAGUAUCCAAUCUCUCAUCUCAUAUAACUUAAAAAGCAAAUCAAAAGUUACAAAGAGAUUUGAGCAUGGAAGAGAUACUAUAUAAAUAAAAUGCAUUCCCCAGAGAUGUUCAGAUUAGGUGAAGUGGCAACUGUUCAUUGCUCCCGUGUGAAUGUGAAAAAAGGUGUGUGUGAGUGAGUACAGCAAUGGAUUGUCUUGUGCCCGAUGAGAUCCUGCAUUCCUGAAUUGGAUUAUGCAGGUUUAAGAAUAUUAUGAGAAUGUUAAUAACACAUCACACACGGUCCAUUUAUAUAAAAUGGCUAUGUUCACAAACUUUAGUUAUGCACUAAACAAAGAAGCUGCCAGAAAAAGUUACAAGAUAAUAACAUUGCAUCAAAAACAUGGACUACUAUCUUAAUUAAUGACGGAAAACGUUUUUGUUUAGUUUGGUGCAGGGUCAUGGUGGGUUAGAGCCUGUUCUAGCAGCACUGGGCACAAGGGUAAAACUCUGUUUUGGGCUUGAGAGUGUCAUACUAUCACACACCCACACUCAUUAAGGUGGAGUGAAUUUAGAAUUGCCAAAUCAAACUAACCACAACACAACAAAUCAUAGCUGUCACAGAAGACUUUGAGGAAACAAGCAGGGAACCCCUACAGGUAGUGACUGGGUUGGGAGCCAAUCCCUAGACUCUGGAGCUGUGAUGUAGUAACACAACUGUUAGUCUCCAUGAUACCCCAAAAGAACAAAUCCCGUCUUGAAGGACAACUAAUAUAAUGUGAAAAACAGAAGGCAUAGAUAUGAGCAUCUAUAUUUAAACAAUAGUCUUCUGUCAGUCCAAUAUGGGUCUACAGUAGGUGCUGUAUUCCUGGGUUGCCUGCCCUUUACUUUCAGGCCUGAGGACAGCGCCUUCCCCAUUGUUCAGCUCUUGCUCAUGUCCACAUUCCUGGAGCAUUGACUAAAGUCGGGACCCUUUCUCUAUAGGCAUGAACUGCUCAGGUCAGGGAGGAUGUCACAUUUGCCCGACUUAAUUCCUGUUUCUCUCGCUGCUGUGGCAUCACUCACUGGUUCUAUCCUGAUUCCUUUAGUAGGCUACUCUUUGACACUAUAUACCGUUCAAUAUAAAAUAAUUUAAGACAUUAAAUAGAAUAGAAUAAUCUAGUCACCUACAGCCCUGAAGCAGAUUAAGGAGAAUUAAUAAUAAAUAAAUAAACUAACUUACUCAGCACAAUAUUCUAUGCAAAUCUUACAUGAAAUAAAUACUAAUAUAUGAGAAAAAAUAUUUUUUCCACCGACAGAUGUUUGCUCAGUUUGUGUUUUUAACUUUAAAUGGCUGAAUAUGUGCUGAUGAUGUGUUUGCUCAUUACUGUUUGUAACUGAUUGGUUCCCUUGUUUCCUGAAAAGGAUUGGAAUUGCAAGAGGGGUUUUUCCAUAUUUUUACAGAGAUCUGAUUGUUGUUAUCUAUAAUGGAUGUUUACAAAUGGUUAAUUAAUUUCUAGGUGAUGAUCAACCUAGAGAACUUAUAAUGUAUUAAGCCCAUGAAGUACUGUAUAUAUAGAGAGAAGGUGGCUCUUAAUGCGAGUGACAACUGAGUGUCACUGUAGUCCUUUUAUAUAGUGGCUAAGACUGACAGAUGUACUUAAUGUCACAAUCAUCAAACAUUUAAUGCAAAUCAGAACCAAAUGAUACAAUAAAAUGGAUGCGUUCUUCAGCAUAAUUUAAUUUAAUUUAGAAGUAAAUUAAGAUAAAAGUUGAGCCAACGGUAUAAAUUGCUAUUGGGUAAAAAGAUGUCUCAUUAAUGGCAAAAAUUUGUAUAAAUAAAGUAACAAGUCUUGUUCUUAAAAUAUGAAAGGCAUAGUUGCUUAGCAUUUUAUUGAAUAUUGUACAUAUUAUCAGAAAUUGUAUAUUAAUAUUAGGCCAUGCACUUUUUCACUUCAGUGUUCUUUAGUGUGAUACUUAACUAUUUGUAAAGAAUAUAUUGUCCAAUACAAGGCAUGUUUAAAUGUCAAAGCUAUUGUGUCAAAGUUAUAAUUUGCCUAUAAACUGAAAGCAUCCACUGAAAACACUGAAUUUCUCAUAGUUUAAAGAUGCACACAGCCUUUAGAAGCAGGAGGUGACCUACAUUUUCUGAAUGUGUGUUUUCCCAGGCCAGGAAUGAGAAAUGUAAUAUUCUUGAAAGAAAUUCACCAAUUGUACACAAGUGUUUAUUAGGUGGUAUGAGCUGUGAAAUACAGCAGUGGUACUGAGUACAGCCAAUCAUUUCAUACACAGAAGAUUCAUUUGCAUCAACAGAAGUCAGAUGUGACUAAUAUGCUUUCCUUUAUCAGAGUCAAGUGAUUUAAAGAUAAUCUUAAUUGUGUAUGGCAGGGAAUUAUUCCUGCUCCAGAACAUUUCCUUCACAUUUCCAAAAGCUGUAUCAUCAAAUUGUUAAAACAUGUAGCACACAGAAAAAAAAUAUUGUAUGAUAUGUUAACAGCUAAUGCAGUAAGAAAAUCAGUAUGCCUCACUUGCAAAAUUCUUUAUGAAAUGUAUCACUUUGCUGCCUUUGACUGUGUAAACUGGGACUGCUGUUUGUUUGUAAACAUAUUUUAAAUGCAUAAUUUACAAAUUUUUAAAUGCAAAAUAUUACAAGAAAUGUAAGCAUAUUGCUGUCUUGGACCCCAAAUCUGAUUUCUGCCUGGGGUGCCUUAUGUGUGGAGAUUGCAUGUUCUUCCUGUAUUCAUGUCCGUUUCCUCUGGGCAACUCUGGCUUCCUCCCACAGUCCAUAGAUAUGCUGUUAAUUUACCUGAAAGCUCUAAAAUGACAGGGUAAGAAAAAACUAAUAUGCCAUAUGAUCUAUUAGCAUACCGUCCAGGGCAGAGCUAGUUCUUACAACAAUUGCUGCCUACCUUUAUCAUGUCAUGUCAUUUUUCUAACCCACUUAAUCCAGCCCAGGGUUACUUUGGCUGGGGUGGGGCUGGAGCCUAUCCCAGCUAGCAUAGGGUGCAAGUGCCUGCCUUUGUUCAAAAACAAACUUCUGACAUACUAUAAAAACUUUAAUUAGAAGGUAUUCUAUUUAUGUGGCAAAACAGUGAAUCAUUGGCAUGAAUAGUGGUAGAAGGGUAUAUUAUUUUAUUAUACUAGCUGUCCUAUCCAUUAAAGACAUGUUGAAAUCUAACUAAUCAACAUACACCUCAGCAUUAAUGUUUGUAGUAUACCAUGCAAUACAUACUGUAUGUCUCUGUUAUAUGCCAUUUGAUAUGUGGUUCGUAAAGCCAGUGUUAUUGUUUAGGAUGCAAUUUUUGGAAUGAUAGAGACAUAGCAAUUGGACAGAUACAGGGACAGAGACACAGACAUUUAUCAUUAUAUUAUAUUAUAUUAUAUUAUAUUAUAUUAUAUUAUAUUAUAUUAUAUUAUAUUGCAGUGCAAUGCUUAUUAGCACUGCUGCAUUACAAAUCUGGUAGCUUGGGUUAGACUUCUGCACCUAGUUUUUGUCCAUGUGGAGAUUCCACAUUCUCCCUUUGUCUGCAUGAGUUCCCACAGGUACUCUGGUUUUCCUCUCACAUCCCCAAAGAUUUAAGGUAAUUGGAGACUCACAAUUGGCCAUUGAAUAUGUGUGUGUGUGUGUGUGUGUGUGUGUGUGUGUGUGUGUGUGUGCGUGUGUGUGUGUGUGUGUGUGUGUGCGUGCGUGUGUGUGUGUGUGUAAGGGGAUGUCCUGGAAUGGAGUAAAACCCUGUCUGCGGCUAUUUCAGUUGUGCAUCUGGUGCUGCCUGGAUAUUCUUUGGCCUCCAACCACAUUGAAAUAGAUUAUACAGGUUAGAGAAUAUUGAUAUACAGUAUAUGGAAAUAUUAUAUGACUGUAUUGUAUAUGGUGAUAUAUGCACAUACAUGCAUACACACAAGUGGAUGUAUAUGUGUGUAUGUAUAUAAUAUAGAUAGGGUAUAAUCAGAAAUAAAAUGUAUUGCAUACUUUGAAGCAUCAGUUAUGCAUAAUGCUUCAUUCACAUGCUAUGGAAAUUUCCAGGGUACCAUUUUUAUAAUGUCACAUCUUAGCAGUUUGUUCUGUUCCUGUGCACCUCCAUACAGAGCUUUGGGAGAAAUACUAAGAUUGAUUUUCAUUUUCUGCUUAAACCAUACAGAAAGUAAUGAAAAGAUAGUUCUGAUUUUUUGUGAAUGUAAAAAUCAAAGAUGCACAAUAAGCCUGUAUGAUCACAACUGCAUUGUGAUAGCAAAAUGCUAUUUCUGGAUGAGCUGACUGUUAUUUUGUACUUUAUGUAAUGAAAUAGUGUAAGAGAUAUGUGUGACAUCAUUUUAUUGCAAAUUUGGAUACCAACGUUGUCUCCGGAUUCUACCACUGGUAGCUGCCACCAGGAAAGAAGAUCAUGUAGAAUUUCUCAGUACAUAGCAAUUACAUUCAGCAUAAGAUGCACAAUGUCAUUUAACAAAAGAUGGGCUAGCUCUGCUAGUAGAACAUUGAGGAAAUAAUCAUGUACUGCGGACAAGAAGAAGAUGGCUGUGAGUAUAUGUCAUGGAAUUUUGGAGGUGACAUUAUGGGAAAAGAAAAAACAUUAAGUUUAGGAAAAAAACUCUAACAGCAUAUCCUAAGAUUUUGAAAGAUCUCUUAACACACUCAUGUAAUUCUUUCUUCUUUUCAAGCAGUAUUAGGUCUUCCUAGAUGGGAAUUGUCUGCUGAUCCACAAUUCUUUUCAGCACUUGUUUCAAAAGUAUAUUUUCAUCACAUAUGCUUCUUGGAGUCUGGUCAAAUUUUCAGCUGAAUAUUGUAAUGAAUUUUUGCAUACAAUUUAAUGUUCAUUCACUGUUCAUUAUAAGCCACCCCCAUUAUCCCUAUAUACACUUGACAGGCUUCUUCUCAACUGCUGUGCACUUUUGUUCUUCCUCAUGUUUUGCCAGCCAAGACAGACUUCCAUCCAUCCAUCCAUUUUCCAACCCGCUGAAUCCGAACACAGGGUCACGGGGGUCUGCUGGAGCCAAUCCCAGCCAACACAGGGCACAAGGCAGGGAACCAAUCCUGGGCAGGGUGCCAACUCACCGCAGGACACACACAAACACACCCACACACUAGGGCCAAUUUAGAAUCGCCAAUCCACCUAACCUGCAUGUCUUUGGACUGUGGGAGGAAACCGGAGCGCCCGGAGGAAACCCACGCAGACACGGGGAGAACAUGCAAACUCCACACAGGGAGGACCCGGGAAUCGAACCCAGGUCCCCAGAUGUCCCAACUGUGAGGCAGCAGCGCUACCCACUGCGCCACCGUGCCGCCCAAGACAGACUUUCUUCUAAUAAAUAAUGAUGUCCUUCUUAUUUCUGAUAUGAACAGUAUAUUGCCAAAAUGUAUGCUGUUUAGACAUCACCAACAUCCUGGGGCCACUAGAAUUUUGUCAUUUGUUGUCUUUGCUUCAUAGUAUGAAAUGUUUGAUUAAUUUUUGACUUACCUCAUAUAUAUUCAGCAAUUCUGCUAUGCAUAUAAUAAUAAUAUUGAUAUAAGUAAAACAUAGGCCUCCUCAUGAGCCUGUACCUAUGCCAGUUGGUCCCCCGUCACUGCCAUAUUUAUGCACACAUAUAUUAAUUCUUCUUAUACCUUUACUUAUUCAACUCUUUUGAGACAUAAUUAGUUCUUUCUUUACUAAAAAUUCAAAUGUAUUAUUUAAAAAAAUCAAAAUGAUGGUUAAGGUCUCAUUUUAAAGACAACAAAUGCCUAUUAAUUCAUCCAUCCAUCCAUUUUCCAAUCUGCUGAAUCCGAACACAGGGUCACGGGGGUCUGCUGGAGCCAAUCCCAGCCAACACAGGGCACAAGGCAGGAACCAAUCCCGGGCAGGGUGCCAACUCACCGCAGGACACACACAAACACACCCACACACUAGGGCCAAUUUAGAAUCACCAGUCCACCUAACCUGCAUGUCUUUGGACUGUGGGAGGAAACCGGAGCGCCCGGAGGAAACCCACGCAGACACAGGGAGAACAUGCAAGCUCCACGCAGGGAGGACCCGGGAAGCGAACCCAGGUCCCCAGAUCUCCCAACUGCGAGGCAGCAGCGCUAACCACUGCGCCACCGUGCCACCCUCUAUUAAUUCAUUUGAUAUUAAUUGUACAAAUGUGGUUAUUAAAAGGAAAGGCUAAAUAUGGUUGCUAAUAGGAAGUACUUUGUCAUGCCAACCACUCAGCUCUCACCUUAGGCUCAUUUUCAGCCUAAUUAGUGGCAUGCUGUAUUUAUGCAGACCCCUCCCUGUUUUUGUUUCUCUUUAUUUUAGAUUUUGCAACUAUGGUAUUUGGUUAAACAUCUUCCCUCUGUCUUAAUAAAUUCACGAUUCAGCUUUCUGUCCAAACCUCUCUUCAUUCUUUUGCUCUUAUUUUGCUCUUUACAUUAACCCUUUUGUCUGUUUUUAUGUGUGAACUCUGAGACCCUGCUAGGUUAAACAUACCAUAAAUUUACUGGGCUUUCUGUGUACACAUUUAUAAAGUCAUUGUGUUAACUUCCAAGGUCAAAAGCAUUCUGCAUGUCUAUCUUAUAUUAGAAUAGAUUUAAGGAGUGAAGGACCUUCUUGAUGUUCUAUGAAAGGUCCAUAAGUACCAAUAUGAAAAGAUAUUUCAUUUUAUUUAUUAUCAAAAUCUCUCACUAUAGCUCACAUAUGUAGAUGGAAAACCAGUGCGAGUUAGUUUGCUACAGCAUGACACAAUUCAUUUUUUAAAGGGAUAGCUUGAAUUAAAUCCAUUAAUUAAUAUUAAAGGAAAACAAAUGAUUUCCUUAAGAAUUAUAGUGUAAAAUGAAUAGAUUAAACGUUAAUGAAAUAAAUUAUAUACAUUUUUGUCAUUACAGAUAUGAUUAAUCAUUACAGGCCAUAACAUUGAAUAGAAAACAGUGUUGUCAUUAGGUGUAAAACAGAUAAAAUAGCAAAGACAUAUGCAAUGAACAGUUAGUAUACAUUUAGCUUCCCAUCAUUACUGUAGAAUGCCUGAUGAAGAGCAAAUUUUUCUGAAUUUCUGGACAAGAUAUAUUUAUUUUUAAUAACAGUGAACUUGAAGAAUAUGAAGGGGAUUUUCAUCUUUUAUAUUACAGUAUACUUGUAAAGAGUCACACUUUAGGUAUCCAUUAUAAAGACACUAUUGACAGUACUAUAAACAUGUUAUUAACUAUGCUAUUAAGAAUAAUAAAUUAUCAUUAAGACUUUUUGAAAUAUGUUACUUUCAUUUUUCAUUGUUUUAUAUCAUGUUCAAAAAGGCACAUAUUAUUAUAUAAUGCAGACUGGCUAUAGCUGCUUAUGGUGGAUACCCAAACUAUAGUCUUUCUGGUAUACCUCUGAGUAUGUUAUAAAGUACUAAAAUGCUGUACAUCAGUUGUCUGGGAGUUGUUUUGAGUGUUGCACAAUGACUGUAUGCUAUAAAGCAGCUGUCAGUAGACCUCCUUAAUUCUACUGGUGUUAUUCCUUGUACGUUUUUGUUCUUCUAAGGGCCACAGUGACAAUUAACUUAAUUGGGGAGACCAGGCUACCUACAGUAUCCUUAGAAAAAGUUUCCAAAUAAUUCUGGGGAAUUCUCAGGCACUGCCAGGCCACACAAAUGAUAUAAUCCCGCCAGCAUACCCAUGGUGCCAUGGGUCUUCUCUAAAUUGACAGUUCCUGUUGGAGGUACCCACUCUAAACGUACAGGUCACCUUGACUGGCUCAGUCUUGGAGAGAAGGAGAGAAGUAGUGGUACUGCUCUAAGGUCCUCCAUAUUACUGAAAAAAUAUACAAAAAACAAGAAAUGUUUAUUUUAUAUUAGAUUAUAAUUUCAUUUUAUUUUAGUUUAGGUUUGAGUCUUCAAAACACCUGAAUGUUCGUUUGAUCCUGCAAAAAUAUUGUGUGUUGUUAUUAUUAUUUGAAAAAAAUUCAUCCAUCCAUCCAUCCAUUAUCCAACCCGCUAUAUCCUAACUACAGGGUCACGGGGGUCUGCUGGAGCCAAUCCCAGCCAACACAGGGCGCAAAAGGAAUAAUUACCAUACCAGAGUUCAAAUGGGCACACAGUGGUGCAGUGGCAGAUCUGCUGUUUUGCAGUAAGAAGGCUGGGAUUUGAAUCCUUGGUGUUCUCAGUUAUGGAGCUUGUGUGUUUUGUCCAUCUCCAACUCCAGUUUCUUCUGACAUGCAGGUUAGAUGGAUCAGAGAUGUUAAAUUGGCCCCUGGUGCACGUUUGUGUUGGAAUGUGUUCACCCUGCAGUGAACUGCUGCCCAGUUUAGGGAUUGUUCUUGUUACUGAUGCUUGCUGGGAUAUGCUUCAGCUUCCCUGCGAUGCUGCUCUUAAUUUGUGGGCUUGGAAGGUAAAUGGAUGGAUCAAAGCAGAAUGAGCAAGCAAGGGUGCCAUAUAAAAAAAUUAAAAAUCAAUUAGUAAGGUAGAACAGCAAAACCUAGCUUUGUUAUUGAACUGGUAUUAGUUGGUGGUAAUCUAAAGGUUUUACUACCAUUUACCUUUACACUUUUUUUAACUUUAAUCGAAAGCAGCUUACAAUAGAAGUAAACAUAAUAGAGUAACAGGCUAGGGCUUGUUUGUUCAGUAAGUGUAGCAGGACAGGUAGCAAAAGUUGAUUGCCACAAGUGAAAAGAUAUAAUAACUAAUAAAUACUACCACUGAAGAUUUUCAAAUGCAAAUGCUUUCAAAUAUUUUAUACGCAGAUAUUCACAUAGCAGUAAAACGUAUCAUUUUUAAACUAGAAAAUAUUUCACAUUUGAAAAAGACAUUUUAAUAAAAUAGGAAAUACGUACUUGGUCCAAGAUUUUUAUGACAGACAUUUCCUUUGCUAUUUGAAGAUUACAGUUUUUCUAUUUUUUCCUCUUCCUCAUAUAUUAACUACAAUGCAGAACUUAUGAAAGAAACAUACAGCCACAUCCUUCCAUGCAGUAUUUCAUGGCCAGUAGCACUUCUGCUGGACUGAUCCCUCCUUCUGUCCUUUUAUACUAAGAUACUGUCUGGCUGCGCCCUCAAUGCUGGACAAGAUCAAGCUGUUAGAAUAUUUUAUGGCCUUAAACAUAAAAUUCACAAUGAAUGUGAUCCCAUUUCUAGAACAUGCCAUCUUACUACUUAAAGACUUGCUUCAGUGAAGCAAGCCUGUUGUUAACACUACAAAACAGAAGGGCAGGGACAAGAGUGAAAUGUCCGGGGCCAUCAAGAGGAAACCAUUUCUUAUGUCUUCCUUGUCAAAGAACCAUUCUUCAAAAGGUGAAGCACCUUCAAUCAUGGUGAUACAUGCUUUAUAUACAGCAAAUCAUGAAUAAUCAAACAGGUGUGAGGGGUGGGGGCUCUGUCAGCCUAUCAAUCCUGCUGUUUGUAAGGUUUUAUCCAAUUGUGCCACCAAUCUUCUUGAUUGCUCAUUACCACAAAACUCAUUGUAACACAGUCCAUUGGUGUCCAUCAUACUACCAUAUCUCAAAUAUACUGCUAUACUUUCUUUAUUAUUUUAUGUUACAUUUUGUAAAUAUCUUUUUUUAUUGUACUGUUGUUUUGAAGUUAAAUAUUUUCUAAUUGACAGUUUAAAUUCCUCAAAUUGUGAAAAGACCGUGUUCAGCUUUAUCUAAAAACUUUUUCAGAUGCAAACCUGAAUGGUCAAAAAACACUUUCUUCCACUCCUCUUAAAAAAGCAUUCUUUAACAACUCAUUAAGAAUCUGCAAAUACUGUCUUUAUUUUUAAUAAUUUGUACUUUAGCAGGGAGCUCAUAUUUUUUACAACUACGUUUGGUCGAGCUAAGGAUUAACAUACGCAGACAAAAAUCAAAAACUGGAGAUGCUGUGAUGUGUUGUAGAAAUUUGUGAAUGUAUGUUUGUGUCUUAGUUGCUCACGUGGAAAAAUGAGAACUGUCUUUUGAGAUUAAAAGACAGAAUGUAGUACUGAGAUUUACAACUCAAACAUGAUGAGUCAUAACAUGAAUUAUUUAUAGAACAUAUUAGCUUUUUAUGUACUUUUUGUUGGUGUGAAUUUACACAGAUUUGCACACUUCUAAUAAAUGUUUACAUAUUUUGUACACAAUUGUCCCUGUGUAGAAAUAUAUAAAUAUAUCUAUUAUAAAUGAGUCACAAAUACAUUAAGUUGAACUUUUUAUGUCAUGUUUUUCAAGCCAAUAAACAACUAUU